UUCCAGAACCCUCGCCAAGAUUUUUCUUUGUUUUUCAGGAUAAGGCCCUGUUGAUCCUCUCUCUCUCUCUCUCUCUCUCUCAGAGUAGCCAUGGCGGUGAUGUCGACGGACCUGGCUACCACCUUCUUGGGCUUCGCCAAGCGCCAUGUAGCCAUUGCAACGGUCCGUCUUCGGCCAGCUUUGUUCGCCCGUACCCGCGCGCCUUCCCAUAGAGCCCUUACUCGGGUUGCCGCUCCGUCAAUCAGUGUCCGCAUGCUGAAAUCUAAGGCAGCAACUCGGCGGUUCACCGCGUCUGCGGCGUCGACGGCAGAGGAGAACUCAGAUGUCAUGACGAAGAUCCCUCCGGAUGAUCGCAUCCCGGCCACGAUUAUCACUGGGUUUCUUGGCUCUGGGAAGACAACCUUGUUGAAUCAUAUCUUGACGGCUGACCAUGGAAAGCGCAUAGCAGUUAUUGAGAAUGAGUAUGGUGAGAUCGACAUUGAUGGUUCAUUAGUUGCUGCAAAAACUACUGGAGCUGAAGAUAUAAUCAUGCUUAACAAUGGCUGUCUUUGUUGUACUGUAAGGGGUGAUCUUGUUCGAAUGAUAUCUGAAUUGGUUGCAAAGAAGAAAGGAAAAUUUGAUCAUAUUGUUAUUGAGACUACAGGAUUGGCCAAUCCAGCACCUAUUAUACAAACAUUCUAUGCGGAGGAUAAUAUUUUCAAUGAUGUUAAGUUGGAUGGUGUUGUCACUUUGGUUGAUGCAAAGCAUGCAGAUCGUCAUUUGGAUGAGGUUAAGCCCAAAGGCGUGGUUAAUGAGGCCGUUGAACAGAUAGCUUAUGCGGAUAGGAUUAUAGUAAACAAGACUGAUCUUGUUGGUGAGUCAGAAAUCUCAUCAUUGGCCCAAAGGAUAAAGACCAUCAAUAGUAUGGCUAAUUUAAAAAGAACUGAGUAUGGAAGAGUUGAACUGGAUUAUGUCCUUGGGAUCGGUGGCUUUGAUCUAGAGAGGAUUGAGACUGUUGUUAAUGAAGAAGGUUCAAAGGAGGAGCACCAUGAUCAUGGACACAGUCAUCAUGAUGGUCACCAUCACGACGACCAUCAUCAUCAUCAUGAGCAUGACCACAAACAUGCUGCAGAAAGAUUCAUAAACCUUGCCUUUUAAAUUUAUUUUUGGCUGACACCCUACACUGUCAGCUGAUCAAGGUGUAAACAAGCUGAGAUUGAGUGAGGCAAUUCUAGCUCAAAUUCCUGUACCUAACUUGAGCUCAAGCCCAUCUUUUUCAGUCUUGUGCCAAGCUCGAGAUGUUCAAGUUCAGCUCAAGGCAAGCAAAUUAGGAUAAUUCAGAAAAGAAAAACUUGUUCACCCCAUAACCAAACCCACUGACCUUAUUUGUGUGUAAGCUGGUUUGCUCAUUUGCCAGCUAUAUGCAUGUGCAAAUAAUUAUACGAUAGAUUCAUAAUAAAGUGCUGUUAACCAUGUGUAUGGGCAAUACUAAAAUGGAAAAAGCAUAAUUGUUUGAACAUCUACAUAUUUGUGUGUGUGUGUGUGUGUGUGUGUGUGUGUUUGCCUGAACUUUUUUGCCAAAGGAACUGAAAGGCAUGGCUUCUGGGAAAGAUACUUGUGUAAAAGCUUCAAAUUAGGAUUUAAGUAAGAUGUAAUUUUUGGCUUUUGUAGGGGUUUUGUGAUUGAGAUGACAAAUAUUAGUUUUUUUUUUGCUGGAAGCUAAUGAGCUUUGUGCUGCAACCAGGGGGCCAUACAUUAUUUCAUUCUUGGCUGUUUUGAAAGUGAAAGUAGAAUUGUAUAAGCGAACCACAACUUAGAACUCUCAGGAAAGUUCUUCAUACCAUACUGUAAAAAAUAAAUUAUAGAGUAAUAGAAUGAAAAUUUUGUUUUGUCUUUUGUUCUUCUUUUAAUAACUGCUUUUAAGUAGAUUGCCAUUUCAAGAUGGGUAAGACAUAAGAAGGCUUGAUUUUAUUCUGAAGAGAGUUCCGAAAAUGGUUGUGGCUAGAGAGUCUUGUAUUUGAUUAGAAGGAAUUUGUUUAUUUGUUUCAUUUGCACCUUUCAACAGCAAGUCUCUCACACCUCACAAUAUUUUAUUUAUGAGAUUGCACUUCAUGCUUUUAGCAUUUUGUAAUUAUCGGUGUUUUAUCCCUAAUA
Dioscorea cayenensis subsp. rotundata (Guinea yam) is the source of this 2133-nucleotide messenger RNA. Its product is annotated as P-loop guanosine triphosphatase YjiA-like. Lineage: Eukaryota; Viridiplantae; Streptophyta; Magnoliopsida; Dioscoreales; Dioscoreaceae. Gene Ontology annotation, cellular component: cytoplasm. The transcript is spliced from 8 exons. The record is from RefSeq and is a predicted model, not a curated record. Bases 91 to 1137 code for a protein of 348 amino acids.